This is a messenger RNA of Tarenaya hassleriana, 1430 nucleotides long. RefSeq names its product myb-related protein Myb4. The record is from RefSeq and is a predicted model, not a curated record. Bases 193 to 1251 code for a protein of 352 amino acids. NCBI's taxonomy places the organism in Eukaryota, Viridiplantae, Streptophyta, Magnoliopsida, Brassicales, Cleomaceae. The transcript has 3 exons.
GAUCACAUCAUCAACACUAUUCACACACAUCCAAUGUAUAAAAUACACGUACGUGUUGUUUUGCUCCCAGAUUCUCAUUUAUCUCCUGGGAUUUGAGAGUAUAAGAGACAUCUCCUGGAGAUUAGAUAUAUUCAUCGAAUCAAGACCAGCUGCACACAUAUGCAUAUAUAAGAAGAGAGAGAAAAAGGGAAAAUGGGGAAGGGAAGAGCGCCGUGCUGCGACAAGAGCAAAGUGAAGAGAGGGCCAUGGAGUCCUUGUGAGGAUCUCAGGCUCAUCGCUUUCAUACAGAAACACGGCCACCAUAACUGGAGGGCUCUUCCCAAACAAGCCGGAUUGCUGAGGUGUGGGAAGAGUUGUCGUCUGAGAUGGAUCAAUUAUUUGAGGCCGGACGUCAAGAGGGGAAACUUCACCGGAGAGGAAGAAGACACAAUCGUCAAACUCCAUCGAGCUCUUGGAAACAAGUGGUCAAAGAUUGCGUCCUACUUGCCUGGAAGAACAGAUAACGAGAUCAAGAACAUGUGGAACACUCAUCUGAAGAAAAAGUUGGCCCCAAGUGAAUCGCCAAAGGACUCCUCCUCCUCCUCCUCCUCUUGUGGUGGACACAGCGCUAAACUAGAUGAAGCCGAGCACUACGAUGGGGUUAAGGAAAGCAUCCACUGUCAAGAAGGGAAUUCAUCAUCAGCUGCCAAGCCUCAUGACGAUAAGCUUCUUAAUCUGAUUGGAGAUGAGCCUAUCAAAGGAUUGCCUACUUCUUCAAUCUCCUGCGAUGUGGAGAAUAAUCACCAGACAUGCGAGUUUGAAGCAUACAAACCGCUUUCUCCUGAUCAUCACCAGAUUGAUAUAUGGCGUGAGACUGGAGCAACUUUUCUCGAAACAAACGGAGCAAUUCAAGGGGUGCAUAAACAACACUUGCUCGAACUCCCUCUUUGCCAGAUGGACAUGUCGUGCCAGUUUGGAAGGACAUGUUGCGAGAUCCAAGAUGCAAUCAACAAAUCCGGGUCGCUACAAGUCCCACUCGAAUUCGACGCAGAGUUCUGGGAUCGGCUCGAGGGACUUGGCUCUUUUGCAUCUAGCAAUGGUGAUACUAACAUACAUAAGUGUCCAAACGGUAGCGACUUUGGAUCGGGUCACGAAUACAACAACGAGUGGUUCGAGUACUUGGAGGACCAAAAUUACUAUGACUACUUUUUAAUGGGAGCAGAAGAAGUUGAUCCGGCGGCAGACACCUUUUAUACUUCACAUUCAGUCUAGGACGCGAAGAACAUAUAUGUGUAUGUAUAUGCUGUGCCCUACCUUGGAUGUUUUGCCUACCCAAAAGGCACAUAAACAUGCACAUGUGCAUGACAUUGAAGGAAACAUGUCGCGUAAUAUACACUGUCAUCUAUGUAAAACAGUGAAGGGACAUUCUAGCUGAACUAGUUUUUUGACUU